GGUUGCGGAAGUGCCAUGAGCACGGGGAAACGAGCGCGUGCUGUUGGUCAUAAGCAACGCAGUCUAUUGGCUGCACGAGGCUGCGUCAUUUCCUGACAGGGGACGGUCGGAGGCGAGAGAGCAGCCAGUCUUCACUCUGUCGCUGUAGUAACGAGCAGCAGGUCACCUCAACACAACAGCCGGACGGAUAAAAAACCAACAAAACCAACUAACGCACGGCCAGACGCCGGAGUACACGUCGCGCAGUCCGUGUAACGCAGCGGGAGAGAUAUUUAUGUGAACUUGUCGUCGUUUGGAACUAAAACCGAGACCAGAGCAGGAUGUUAUAAACUCACCGGGACGCUGAACAGAAGCACAAAAAAUAACUUUUCAUUUGCUUUUUUCUUCGUCCUUUCUUUACGAGUUGGACACUCAACAGUGGACCGAGUAGCGCGUCGUUUUUAAGUUCUGGUGUUGUUUUUUUUUCCGCCUUGUGGAGCUGUUGUUGGCGGUGAGGCGGACACCAGAGAAGCGGCGGCACGGCAGCCACCUGACCUCCUGGAAAAUAAGACCGCAGCUAAUGCCACGCAGAUCCUUGCGCGGCUCAUUACUAAGCUCUCUGACGGAGCGGGACGAGUUCUCCGCGAGGCUGUUGCACGUCCACUUUUGACGCACCUGCAUCGCACGUGAAGUUUGCAGAAUCCAAUUACUGAUAUUUAAAUUAUGUUGUCCCCUUUCGUCGCCCUAUUCAGCAAAUUGCAAGUAAUAAGUGGAUCAUCUGUCAGAGCCAGGCAGCAUGGAUAUAACCCGAGUCCACGUCGUCCAGCGGUUGUGAUGCCAAGCGCCGGUCUAAUCCCGUGCCACCAGCCCGUCAUGCCUGCCCUCUAACCCGCACCAGUGUGGCGCCGUGUCCCGGUCACCCCGCCAGGAUGAGCAGCACUGACCUGGAGCGCAUGUCGCUCAGCUCCUCGGCCAACUCGGUGGCCUCCAGCGCGCGGACGCUCUCGGCCAACGUGAGGAAGCUGCACAACGCGCUCAACCUCCUGCUCAACGACUUUGAGAGGGAGCAGUUCAUCCACUGCCUCAAUGUCUACCACUCCAAACGCAACGUGUACGACCUGGUGCAGACCCUGAACGUCAUCCUCAACGCGCCCAGCAAGCGGCAACUUUUGCCCAUGUUGCGGCUGGUCAUCCCCCGCUCCGACCAGCUCCUCUUUGAGCAGUACACCUCGGAGGGCCUUUACUUAAAAUCGGAUUUAGUUGCAAGCAACGGGAACGCUGAACCCCCUCCGGUUGACUUGCCAAGCGCCAGCCCGACUCCCCCGGGGCAGUUCUCGCCCAACAACCCGCCCGAGUUUCAGGUGGCGCUGCGAGGCUCGCCGGACAGUUUCAGCACCAGCAGCGACGGGACAGCUCCCCUGGUGCCGCUGCUCGGGAGGAACUUCGUCCACGAGCCGCCGGGCGAGCUGCGGCAGGUCACCAUGAAGCGGCACAAGAGCAACGAGGGCCUGGGCUUCAGCAUCCGCGGCGGCUCGGAGCACGGGGUCGGCAUCUACGUGUCCCUGGUGGAGCCGGGUAGCCUGGCGGAGAAAGAGGGUCUCCGAAUCGGUGACCAGAUCAUGAAAGUCAACGACAAAGUCUUCGACAAAGUCACUCACGGCAAUGCGGUGAAGGUGCUGAAGGGCAGUAAAAAACUUUGUCUCUCAGUGCGUUCAGUCGGCCGGAUUCCAGGUGGCUAUGUCACCAACCACGUUUAUACCUGGGUCGAUCCUCAGGGUCGGAGUGUGUCCCCUCCUCCUGAUCUGCCUGAGCAUCGGAGUGCCACCUUAAGAAGAACUGACAGCCAGCGACGCAGCAACAUGCAGCUACUGCAGGAGGGAGACGAAAAGAAGGUCAACUUGGUUUUGGAUGACGGCCGGUCUCUGGGUUUGAUGAUUCGGGGGGGAGAAGAAUAUGCUUUGGGUAUUUACAUCACCGGAGUGGACCAGGGCUCAGCAGCAGAGUGUGGAGGACUCAAGGUCGGCGACCAGAUACUAGAGGUGAACGGCCGCAACUUUCUGAGCAUCCCACAUGAUGAAGCCGUCAGGAUCCUGAAGUCGUCACGGCACCUGAUGAUGACUGUGAAAGACGUGGGCCGCCUGCCGCACGCCAGGACAGUGGUGGGUGAGACCAAGUGGAUCGCCAGCUCACAGAUUGCAGAGAGCUCCGCCAACAGCAGCAUGGCAGGCUUCUCGAUGGACAAAGGAGCCUCUGCAGCAGGAAAGCCUGGGUUUUAUAAAGGUGUUGCGGGCUCACAGGUGACCCUGUCCAGCCUGGUCAACCAGUCGCGGGCCAUGCUGGAGGAGCAGGCGCGCCAUUUGCUGACGGAGGCGGAGCGGCAGACAAUGGGCUACUACGUGGAGGAGUAUCGGGAUGGACACAUCGGCGUGGAGCAGCUAGUCGUGGCGUUGUUUGAGCUGCUCAACACACAUGCAAAGUUCUCUCUGCUGUCAGAGGUGCGAGGCCUGGUCACCCCACAGGACCUGGAGCAUUUUGACGGGUUGGUGCUGAGACGUGAAAUUCAGGCUCUAAAGGCACGACAGGGGACAGCUGGAGCAACCGCACUCCAACCAGACUCCCUGUCCAUGGUGUCAUACCCAGACACCCUGACCUCAUCCUCAGCCAGCUUCAUGACCAACACCACCCUCAGCUCAGCUCGGAACGACAGCGUGGUGGAGAGUAAUGAGGAUGUUCCUCCGGAGAGUCUAAACACGUUGCUGGCGGACAUCUCUCUGGACGAUGUACAGUCCACCACAGCUGAGCCUCCCCCAUCCUUCAAGCCUCCACCCCCACCAGGGGUGCAGAGGCGCCCAAGUAGACGAGAGCAGGUCAACAAAUGCCCCUCGUCCGAAUCCUCCCACUCAGGCCUGUACUUCACAGCCCCCACCUCUCACAACCACAGCAAAGAGCCAGGACCCACCCCCGCCUCACCCUCAGUGCACCACAAACGGGAACAUCGCAGGGACCCUUCUCGGGACUACGCAGCCGUCAGAAAGAGAGAUCCCACUGUACCUUCCAAGAAAGAGCAAAUAGCAGCUGCUCAGUUGUCUAUGGUCACCCAGCACAACAUUGGCCCUUUCCCUAGGGUCCAGUCCCCGAGCAGAGGUACCAAACCUGCUGCCCCAUCCCCUUCACCUCCACCUCCACCUCCUCUCCCUGCUCCUCCUCCUCCUCCUCCCCCUUCUCUGCCAUUUAAGCCAGUAUCCAUGUCCAAAGCCUCCCCCUCCUCCUCUCCUGGCACUAAGCAGCAGUUUGUUACAGUGGAGGUUCACAGGCCCAACGCAGAGCCCGACGUCAACGAGGUGCGGCCGCUGCCCCAAGCUCGAGGUGGCGCCCUGUCUCAGCUAUCAGACAGCGGCCAGACCCUCAGUGAAGACAGCGGGGUGGACAUAGCUGAGUCAGGACACAUCAGCAAAGACAGCAGCCCCCAUUCCUCACGCACACGCCACCCCCGAGACACCCAGGGGGGCAGGGGGGACAACCCCUCCAAACCGCCUGGGCUGUUGGAGCCCACCUCUACACUAGUGAGAGUGGCAAAGAGUGCCAGCACCCUUGGUAUUGCCAUUGAAGGUGGAGCCAACACUCGCCAGCCACUGCCACGAAUUGUCACAAUACAGAGGGGUGGUUCAGCUCAUAACUGCGGCCAGCUGAAGGUGGGUCAGGUGAUCCUGGAGGUAAAUGGGGUUUCCCUGAGGGGCCGCGAGCACAGGGACGCAGCACGCAUCAUUGCUGAGGCCUUCAAGACCAAAGAGCGGGACUACGUGGACUUCCUGGUGACCGAGUUCAAUGUGGCACUAUAGCUGAGCGGCGGAGGAGGGAGAACGAUGAGGAGGGCAACACCGAGAGAAGAAGACUCCGAGGACAACACGAGAGGAAGGAAUUCAAGCGUCUUUUGAUUUAAAUGGCACAACUCUUUUAGAUAGACAAAACACCGCCUGAUCUCUGAGCCCUUCUCCUUUCUCAUACACCCCACCCUUGAGUCUGGACACAUGACACUCAAAUUUACAAGGUAUUACUUCUGCUGUGGACUUUGUUCAGGAUUCUCCUCAACGUGUUACCUCCCCACUGUGAGACCUUAUGCACUAAAAUGGAAAAUAGUGAAACCUAUACCUUUUGUUUGUUCUCUCAGUGUUAAAAAGUGGACUUACAACUGUUUGAAACCCACAGGAACUUCUCGUAGCAGUCCCGCGUCCCAUGGUCAGUUGAUUUUAUUUAUUUUUUGCUUCUAUCUGAGAGACAACUGCACAUCUAAGACUGAUUCAUGCUCGACUUUACAAGCUUGGAUUUGUAUAUGUAAAAAUGAACAAAUGUAGAUACAGAUGCAUAUAUACUGUACACUUAAAGAUACUCCUAUAUGAAUUAUAAAAUCCGUAACCUCUGUUGCAUCAUCAACAUAUAUUAUAUAUAUAAAUAUAUAUUUCAAAUGAUGAUAAUUCAGGCCGUCCUGGCAAUACGGGAUUCUACACAUUUUACAGAGAUGCUACCGGCCUGACUGCGUGUUAGCACCUUUCACAAAAAAAAAAAGAAAUGGAUUAAAUCAUGUUAGGUUUGCAAAAAUGCACAUUACACGCUCAUAUUGGUUUGAUCAGGCAUAAAAAAGACAUUAUUUCCUGUUUCCCUUCCCUGUCUUUAUUUAUGGUUCGAGGCUAUGUCCACACUCAGCGAGCUAAAUUUGAAAAUGCUGUGUGAAAACAAAAUGUUUCCUGUGAAUCCUCCACGUGCGUAGAGGCAAUCUGAAUCCAGUGCAGGAAUGGCACUAUCAUACAGGGAGGCAAUGACAGGAAAGUAGGUGGUAGACUACAGUGUACAGUAAAAGAUGUUGUGUUUUUAAAUACAUGGGCCAAUUGCCAGUCAUAAAUAGUAAACUGAAGUUUGAUAUCAUAAAAAUCUCAAGGUUUCUAACCUUAAUAACACCUUCCUACUUCCUACUACACACUAAAACACAAGGCUGCCGGCUUCAAACUCAUUCACUCCAGAGAUUGAAGGUUUGAAAACUACAGUUUUUAUGUGUCAAACAUUGGAUCAAACACAUGUUUUCAGAUUUGGCCAGUUUAAUGUGGAGGUACUCUCAGAAAGGAUAAAAUCACUCUCUAUUUUUCCCUCAGACUGCUCAGCUUUUCUCCCGCUGCUCCCCCUGCUGAAUAACAAUUGAUUUUAUUUUGUAAUUUCAUAGUUUUAAUUAUAUUCACCCCGGGGGUCUUGCUGAAGCCAUGCUUAGUGCAGCAAUUACGCCCAAGAGGGGAGUAAUGAGACAUUUAGAGGACGACACUGCCAAAGGUUUUAGAAACACUGCUCCACACACACACACGCAUACAUUUUAUCCAUUUAUAGAAAAGCAAUUAGGAGAUAAGCAAUCAGGUAGAGUGAGAGAUGGAGCGGGAGAGACAGAGAGAGAGAGAGAGGAAGAAUUAGAAUGAGGGGGUGACUAAAGUAACGAAUGAGAUGUGAUUGUUGUGGGGAUGAUUUGCUUCCUCUCAGGAAGUGUGCAGAGGAUGUACAGCAAACGUGUCACUUCAGAGACUCGCAUCAGGCUGCAGGUAGAAAUAUGAGGUAAUUGGAGUAAUUAAUCUAAGUGUUCUCUGCGUGGAUGAGUGCAUUGUGCGGUAUAUGCCUGUCUGCUGUUAAUGGAUGAAAAGUGCAAGAAUAUGCUUAAGACAAGGAGACAGCAAAUAAAGAAAAAUGUAAAUGUCAUCAAAGGAGACACACAAAGAACUCGUAGUCUUCUGCUUUCUGAAGAAUGCCAACAGAGCAACUCUGUGAGAAAUUGCUAUCAAACACCGCUGACUCAUUCUGGUGACAACAGGGACAGAGAACAACACAUUCUCGCUUUGUUUUUACAUCUUAUCCCUGCUGCCUAUCUUCAAAAUGUCAGCUCUAAUGAAUGAGAAACAAAUGUUAGGGAUGCGCUGAUAGGUUUUUUUUUUUUUAAAGGUCACACUCUUCAUUAUA
Larimichthys crocea (large yellow croaker) is the source of this 5967-nucleotide messenger RNA. It is a transcript of the gene whrna, whose product is annotated as whirlin a. Gene Ontology annotation, biological process: sensory perception of sound; auditory receptor cell stereocilium organization. The record is from RefSeq and is a predicted model, not a curated record. The transcript has 13 exons. Gene Ontology annotation, cellular component: stereocilia ankle link complex; plasma membrane; stereocilium tip. Lineage: Eukaryota; Metazoa; Chordata; Actinopteri; Sciaenidae. Gene Ontology annotation, molecular function: protein binding. The coding region runs from base 909 to 3818 and encodes 969 amino acids.